AUGUGGCUCAGUGCAUUCGUUGCAGUUGAGCAUGGUUUAAUGGUAUAUUCCGAUGGAAAAACGAAUAUCACUCGAUGGCGAUCCUUUAUUAGUAUUAUAUUUAUGUUUGCAAUAGCUGUUGCAUCUGGUACACCAAUGAUCGUGUACAAUUGUGACUGGAAUUCUUUACCACGUUUGAAAAUGCUUCGUGGUUUUUUCAAUUAUUAUUAUCCUAUUACAGGCUUUCUGAUUUAUGUACUAGCAGCUGUGUUGAUCUCAAUUAGUUUGAAACGUCGUAUACACCAAUAUGGUACCGAGAAUGGUUCAUUCAUAAAAACAUUUCUCAAACUAUUAUAUUUGCAUUCCUUCGUUUUUGUACCAAUGAUUGCCUAUAUCGUCAGCUAUAUUCCCUAUACUAUUGUCAUAAAUAUGAAAAAUUCUAAUCAAUCGUAUUUUCAAUGUGGAAUUUCAACUGGAGAAUUUAUUAUAAAAGUCUUAAUAGAAACACUGCAAGGAAUACCAACUGUUCUUACGUGGUUACUAUUCGUUUAUCCAUCGAAAGAAUAUAUGGCCGAAUUUUAUACGAAUACAUGGUCCGGACAGCGUUUAGCUAAAAUUCUUAUCUUCUUCAAAGGAAAUAGUGAUAGAGAAAAGCAUCCUUCUCUUUCUAAUAAAGACUAUAUACAUAAUGAACACAAUGAUACAGAGCUAACCCAUACAAAUAUUUAA
Messenger RNA from Rotaria sp. Silwood2, 708 nucleotides. The record is from the annotation of a GenBank genome assembly. NCBI's taxonomy places the organism in Eukaryota, Metazoa, Rotifera, Eurotatoria, Philodinida, Philodinidae.